Messenger RNA from Octopus sinensis (East Asian common octopus), 2666 nucleotides. Its product is annotated as ribonucleases P/MRP protein subunit POP1-like. Gene Ontology annotation, biological process: tRNA 5'-leader removal. The transcript has 8 exons. The record is from RefSeq and is a predicted model, not a curated record. Gene Ontology annotation, cellular component: nucleolar ribonuclease P complex; ribonuclease MRP complex. Lineage: Eukaryota; Metazoa; Mollusca; Cephalopoda; Octopoda; Octopodidae. The coding region runs from base 101 to 2596 and encodes 831 amino acids.
ACACCGGUUUCCCACACUCGGUGACUCUCACUUUUAUUCCCUACCAACAAAAGGUUCCCAUUUGAAAUCUACGUUUUCUCCACAUAGACAGCUGAUCAAAAUGUGUGACCGAAAUAAUAGGAAGAGAAAGUUUUCUAAUGUUGAAGCUGGAGACCAGUCAGAUAUUGCAUUGCCUCCAAGUGUUAACAUUACUCGAUAUGCUGAAAGUCGGUCUCAAGAAAUUGCAAGUUUGAACCUUCAUGUCCAGACUAAAACGGUGAACAAAAUGGUUCUGGAGACUCUACCCAAACACAUGAACAGACGAGCCAUGAGUCAUGACAUCAGACGUUGGCCACGGCGUCUUCGGCAGUUGGUCAAAAAGCAGUACGAGAACCAGGUGAAUAAACGCCUACGUCGACCACCAUCGAGAAAGCAUCGCAGACGACCAAAUAAUCUGUUAGCUGAAUACACUCGCCGCAAAAGGAAACAAGUUUGGCUCGAAACUCACAUUUGGCAUGCUAAGCGUUUCCAUAUGACUAAAAAGUGGGGAUACCAUUUAGCUAAGGAACCCACUUCCAAAUCUACACGAAGGACCUACACUUCUAUUACGAAAUAUUGCUUAUUACAGGAUGUGUCUUUUCUUUGUUGCAUUGAAGUGAGUGGUCUUCAGAGUGAGAUAACACUUGGGUUUUCUCAUCUUUCUUCUCCUGCAACAGGUCCUGGUAUUGGUGCUAAAUGUUAUUUGAAUGGAAGCCGAGAAGGCAGUAUUGUUUUAUACAAGUAUGACCAAUACCCGUUUGAUGCUGUUGGUUUGGUAACAUUCUUCUGGAAGCCUGUUUCUACAGAAGACAGCAUCUCAAGCCAAGAACCUUGUGAUACUGCAGAGUCUGAGAAUAUUCGAUAUCUCUGGCUGUGGUGCCAUCCAUCUUGUUAUAACUUACUUUGGCAGGAACUCGUAAAGGUAUUCCAAAAUGUUAUUUCUACCCCAGAAGAUAAGGUCUUUGAAACUGUUACUGAUAAAACAUCAGAUACACCAAAUGUUAAAACAUCAGAUACACCAAAUAUUAAAACAUCAAGCAAACCUCAUCGAACCAAAGAGAAAGUCUCUUCUAAACUUUCAAAUGGUUAUUCAUCUGGAUCAGCUGCCAAAGCCGGUCAAGUCUUCUUGAAAUCUUUGAAAGACAAAUUAGUACGGUUUCGUUUAACUGGACCAUUGACGUUGAAAGUUUUAGGCAAUGCUAUUAAUGUGAGUUCAAUUAAUAAAACAUCAAGUGAUUCACCAGAGAGUCCUUGGUGGCACUCUUAUUUCAGUUCUGAAGAUUGUUUGAUGUCACAUGAAACCAAAGGGAAACUUUGGCAGAGACUAGGUGAAGCUUAUGUUCCCACAGAAUUGCCCCAGCACUGGAUACUGGGUUUGACAGUUCUGGACCCAAGAUUCCGGUUACCAAGCAAGAAACAACGGGCAGAACCCAGUUUAGAAGCACAUGAAGUCGACCAAUCUAUAGAAGCAUCACCAGAGUUGUCUACAUCUCCUCUUUGGGAUGAAGCUAUCAGAACUGAGGUUAAAAAGACCAAACUUUCAGAGCAGGAAUUCAACAAGAUGAUCUCAGAAAGUGUCGUUCCAGGUUAUCAAUUGCAUCUUCUAGAUUCUUCAUCUCGAAUUCCAAUGCUUUUAAUCCAAAGACCAGGAAUACAGUCAUUAUUUCAGCCUUGUAAUUCUACUUUUGCAAACCCUCGGCUUGGAAACGGCUGUGAUAUCAUACUUCCAGCUGGAUGGGGAAUGGCAUUUUGGAUAGCUCUAGUGUAUCAAGGUGCUCAGGUGGGUGGUCUUUCUGAAGCCUACAGGACAUCAUUAGAAGUAGGGGAGUUGUAUUUUCCAUUCGACUAUCCCGACACGGAAGCUGGUCUUGAUGAAAUGUCUGUGAUAAAAACAAACAAACUGGGGGUUUAUAUGCGACGACCACCAAGUAAGCGACCCAAUUUUGAGCGGCUUGGCAUUCCUGUUCCUUUUUAUACAGAUUAUCUUUCCUUGGUACAAGAACUAAAUAAAGACCUCAUUCAGAAGUUUUGUGUGUUGAGGGACCGUAAAAAACUAAUUGCUCUCAGUAGAUUAAUAUCAUCUACUAACGAUUCCAAAUUGAAAAUUUCAAAACAUUUUGUUGGAGAUGGUUUUUACAAGCAGGCCAUAGUACCGGUAAUUGUAGAAAUGGUAUCUAAAGGAGUUCCAGAGCACUGUUCAAUGAUUUGUGUGCCCUUGAAAAGGGAUCUUGUAAAUCUGAAAUCUAAGAAAGCAGCAGAGGUUAAGGAACCACUACACAAAGUCAAAAGAGGGACCAAAGAAUGUGAAGAAAAUAAAAAAACAAAGCCAUCAAGAUUGUUUGAAGAUAAACUAAAAACUGGGACGGGUCAGUUACUUCCAUUGUCAAGUACAUCACGGAAGAUUAUUGGAUUUCUUACAACAGGGAGAUACUCUUUUUUAAAGGCUUCUGGUGUUGGCAUCGGAUUCUGUUCUGUAGUUGGUUUGCAAGAGCUGUUACCAAAUUCCAAAUCUAUAAUUUUGGUCAGAAGUAUUAAAUCAUUAGAAUAUCGUUAUGCUAAAUUAUCUAUUAUUUCCUAACCUAACCACUUUCAUUUUAUUUACUAAAUCUAUAAAAAAAUAAAUAAAUAAUAAACAUCAUUUUAAUAAA